Penicilliopsis zonata CBS 506.65 is the source of this 915-nucleotide messenger RNA. RefSeq lists its product as hypothetical. Lineage: Eukaryota; Fungi; Ascomycota; Eurotiomycetes; Eurotiales; Aspergillaceae. Bases 1 to 915 code for a protein of 304 amino acids. The transcript has 2 exons. The record is from RefSeq and is a predicted model, not a curated record.
AUGGCAUCGUACUUUUUGGGGUUUCUUACCUUGAUCUUCAUGGUGACGGCUCUCCUCCAGCAAGGAUUAUGUGCUGUAUUGGAUGAGAGAUUCGUCAAUAAAGGAUAUCUGAACAACGUCACGUCUCGUCCAGCCGAGGUCUCUGACACAAAUACCACUCAUAUUGGUUCCGCUGGCGACUUUCCUGUUUGCCAUGACCUUGAAGGUCCGAUCGCUCCGCUAUGCUUGCCUCUGAAUGGGGCCAACGUGCUGGUGGAUGCGAUUUACUAUGUGACCUGGAACGCGGACUUUUAUCCCCUCAAUGCAACCAUCACGAUAGAAAUGAGAUACUUGAAUUCCUCUGAAGGCGACUCGGCAUACACUUCGGAGCGCACAGACAAUAGUUAUGGCUAUCUGCCUCUUGGCAUGAGCAAGGAGUGGCUUCAGGACAAGCCGUACAACGAUCUGACGCUGUACAUCAUCGAGCUUGACCCGACAUCCGGCAGAAGGGCUAGUGCUCGACAAGGUCCAACCAUCAGGCUGCAUCCGAAGCCUGUAGAGCACUACCGACCCUCACCCCCUCUGCCAUACAACAGGCUAGCCUUGUUUGUCGGAUUACCCGUGAGCCUCGGGGCCAUCAUACUCGUCGUGGGAGGAUUGUACUUUGGGAUGCGUGAUAGCCGGAGAAUCAAGGUCGAGAGAUUGAGGAUAGCCCGCGAGAAAGCUUAUGGGAUUGGAGAAUCAAAAAUGGAGCGCUUGGGUGCAAUGACUGAGAGAGAUAUCUCCACCGACCUGUACUCGCCAGGGGAGUAUUCCGGGCUCUUUUAUGAUGUCCUGCCGGAGAUGGUGAACUCAGACCUGCUCAGCGAGUUUGAGAGGACGGCAGGCCAUGUCUUCAGGCGCGAUAUUUCUAAACUCAAGAGCUGGAGCGGUUGA